Orbicella faveolata is the source of this 6062-nucleotide messenger RNA. RefSeq lists its product as uncharacterized. The record is from RefSeq and is a predicted model, not a curated record. Gene Ontology annotation, cellular component: membrane raft; plasma membrane. Gene Ontology annotation, molecular function: phosphotyrosine residue binding; receptor tyrosine kinase binding; ubiquitin protein ligase activity. NCBI's taxonomy places the organism in Eukaryota, Metazoa, Cnidaria, Anthozoa, Scleractinia, Merulinidae. Gene Ontology annotation, biological process: negative regulation of epidermal growth factor-activated receptor activity; cell surface receptor signaling pathway.
AAUUGUACACUAAUCAUCUUGCGCAUUUGUGCGCGAAGUGCUCAUUCCAGUAUUUUGUAGUCUGGAGGAAAUGAAGUAUCGAUCCUAAAAAAAACAGUCUUGAAUAAGGUAGAACUCAUUGCUCGGCACCUUGCACGGUAUAAGAGUUACAACGGAUCACUUUAUCCGAUCAUCCACUCGAAUUCCAUCGAGCGUUGAGGUCCGUUGACAUUUCCUGACGGAACCGACGUUAAUGUUCUGGAAGAGUUUUUAUUUUCAAAGGAAGCUCGCAGCCGUACAGACAUCUACGUCAUCACCAGGCUAAAGAAGGCGUUUAUUCUUGAGUACAUUGCUAGCCUCCGGCCGGAAACCGUCUGCUAAAAAAAGCCUGAGAUCACCUUUCUUGAAAUUAUUUUAUUUACUCACUUCAAGAUCGGAUAUUCAGCCUAGUGAAAGUGGAUGCGCGAAGACGCCAGACUGAACGACUUUCAUCUGUUAGUUUCGGCACGUAAAAUUCUCAGAGAGCAUCUGGAAAACCCGAAGUAAUCUGAAUAUUUGACGAAAACGUUAGAUUCGUGGAAUUAUCGCACUUACAGAACUAUCAACCGUCAUGAUUGGCUGUAUGCUGCAACCACGUGACCAGCGACACAGUCGAACACGGAAAUUGUCAAGCGACUGGCUCAAAAUGGCCGUCAAUGGUCCUCCCAGUCGAAGCACACGGUUCUUCACACGUUUACAAGACGCUUUAACUCAUUGUGUAACCCCGCGUUUGCAGAUCGACAGGAAAACUAUCGAGAAAACAUGGAAGCUGAUGGACAAGGUGGUAAAGCAUUGUCAAAACCAGCGGCUCUGCCUCAAGAACAGUCCUCCAUAUAUUCUAGACAUUCUCCCCGACACUUACCAACAUUUGAAGUUGAUUAUUUCGAAGUACGAGGAUAGAAUGCACAUUUUGAACGACUGCGAGUAUUUUAGGAUAUACAUAGAGAACCUCCUCAAGCAAUCCAAGCUGGCGAUCAAGCUUUUCAAGGAGGGAAAAGAGAAAAUGUACGACGAAAACUCGACGUAUCGACGAAGCUUGACAAAACUGAGUUUGGUCUUCAGCCAUAUGCUAGCCGAAGUGAAAGCAAUAUUUCCUCAAGGGACUUAUAUAGGCGACGGCUUCAGGAUCACCAAGUAUGAUGCCGCUGAAUUCUGGAGAAAGAAUUUUGGAAUCAACAAAACGACAGUGUCUUGGAAGCAAUUUCGUCAAACUCUUCAGACAGUACACCAUAUCAGCUCGGGCUUGGAGGCAAUGGCCUUGAAGUCAACAAUAGAUCUUACAUGUAAUGACCACAUAUCCAUAUUUGAGUACGAUGUCUUCACAAGGCUGUUUCAACCAUGGUCACAUCUGCUUGUAAACUGGAAUCUUCUUGCUGUGACGCACCCUGGUUAUUGCGCUUUUAUGACUUAUGACGAAGUUAAAGCUAGGCUUUGUAAACAUGUAGACAAACCAGGAAGUUACAUCUUCAGAUUGAGCUGCACAAGACUUGGCCAGUGGGCUAUUGGAUACGUAACACCAGAGCACACAAUUCUUCAAACCAUUCCUCAGAACAAGUCACUAUGUCAGGCGCUGUUAGAUGGAGCAAGGGAGGGAUACUACCUGUACCCAGAUGGAAAAUCAACCAAUCCUGAUGUCAGCCAUCAUCUGAUCACUCCCCCUGACGAGCAUGUUACUGUAACAGAGGAGCAGUAUGAGCUCUACUGUGAGAUGGGCUCCACUUUUCAGCUUUGCAAGAUUUGUGCCGAGAAUAAUAAAGAUGUGCGGUUGGAGCCCUGUGGUCAUUUAAUGUGUCACCUUUGCUUAGAACAGUGGCAAGAGACCGGUGGCGAGGGCUGUCCAUUUUGCCGUUCUGAAAUCAAAGACAUGCAGACCAUUGUAGUGGAUCCAUUUGUGCCACAUCUUGAACAGGAAAUGUCACCUAGUAACUCUACUGACAGCCAAGACCACCUUGACUUUGAGGAAGAUGAAAUCAUGGAGGAUCCAAGUCAGUGGGUGCCAGUGACAGAAGCGAGAGUUUAUUCUUCUCAACAAAGUGGAACAUAUCCACAUUUACAGCAGGAGAACAACAAUGAGCAGUCCAGGUCUGCAGAAGAUGCACCCCCGCCCUUGCCGCAGAGACGAAACCAUAUGCUUGGCCUGCAGUCACCCACCUCCCCAACUCUGGUAGUAACACAUGCAUCACCAUUUGGUUCUCCUAGGACCUCCUCAAGGUCCUCGCCACGACAUUCACCAUGGAACUCUCCAAGGAACUCUCCCAGAAACUCACCGAGAAAUUCUCCAUUAGCAUCCCCAAAUGUCUCGCCACAUUCUUCACCUCUGACCUCUCCAUGUGGCUCACCACAUAACUCUCCUGCGCAGUUGCGCAAGGGACGCCGACCACCACCCCCAGCCAACUCAGACGAAGACAGCCCUCCUGCAGUGCCAGAAAGACGAUACAAACACAGAGGUGGUAGUUUAGAGAAUAAGGAGAAUAAAAAUGGAUCUGCUGGUGCGAAGCAUGAACUCAACAGAAGGGACACGAUUGGGUAUGCAGACAUUGAUGCUGCUAAUGUGGUGAAUGAGCCUUAUAGUCCGCAACAAUCAAAUAAAACAAACUAUGCUGAGCUAGCUUAUCCUGUUCCAGAGAGCCCUGAGCUUGAAAGCAGGGAAGAAAGUAGGUCAAAUGAAAACAUGUUUGCUGAAAUUUGUCCAAAUGAAGAAAAAAGCUCGUACGAUUUCCCUCUUCCUAUUCUGUCAGACAGAGGGCAUUCACACGAUAAGACACCUGGUAAGAAGAAUGGUUUAGAAGAUGAUUCGAGCAACUUGCAAUCAGUUGCAGACCCUUUUGCUGAUGACCCAUUUGUAUCAGCAGGUAAAUCAAAAUUUGCUCACUUUGAUGACGAUUUUGUAAAGGGGCCACUGGUAGUGGAAUUGCCACCACCAGGGCGUUCACAAAGCUAUCAUUCUGGCGCACCACGUCAAGUUCACAUGAAUAAAGACAAAAAUCCACGUCCUGCAAGGACCUUCACCAAGGCAAGAUCCACUGAUGAUGUGCUCGAUGAUGCUACAUAUUCUAAUGUUCAAAGAGGCAGCAGUAGAACUGCUGUCCAAAAUAAUGACUUUGAGUCCAACAGAAAUUCUGCUGCGGACAUUGUUCACAAUAGGACUUCGCGCCCAGCACUUAUUUCUCGCAACAGUUGGGCAGGAGCAGAAGCAAAAAGCUUCAGCAAUCCGACAUAUGGUACACAGGGCUUUGACCCAAGUAAGUUGGAAGCACAAGAUAGUCACAGGCCACCACGUUCCAGGCGUCCAGAUGAAGAUCCAAACAUUGACGACAUGCAGUUUUAUGAAGAAGAUUUUACAAUUCUUCAAGCACAAGGUUACACUCGAGAUGAGAUCACCCGGGCACUGAUUGUCGCUGAGAACAAUUUUGCUAUGGCAAGGAAAAUUCUGCGUGAAUUUUCCCAAGGUACGAGGAAGCUCUGAAUAGUAUUUGCAGUGAAACAAUUACAUUAGGAUGUGGUGGGAAGCGUCUGCAAUAAAGCUGUAAAAGAUGAUCUUACUGUCAGACUGAAAACAUUUCUGAAUUUGAUACAAUGAACUCUGGUGAGCUGUUCGGUAAUCAUGCAGAUUUUGUGGACAAUAAUAAUUUUAAAAAUGACAAGCUCUGUUGCAGUUUCAACUUUCAUGUGAAGACUUUAUUAGGCUAGCACUGUGAAUUUAAGCCGUAUCGGUAUACAGCCCAUAACCUUUUAAGUCCCAAGGACUGCUAAGUAUGAAUUUCUCCAGGUAUUAUUUUACCAAUCUAACCUACAGGCCAUUAACAUUGAGAAGUUAGUAUCAAAGGAAAGUUGUCUUACAGUACAGUGAAGUGUGGUAUACUAUUGGCAGUAGUUUUAUCAAGUUUGGAAUUCUUUUCAACAUUCUGUCAAGAUUCAUUUGAUGUUUUCAUUAAGGGCUGGACAUCAGACAAAUUGACCAGCUGUGAGGACAAUUUCUCCGCCUAAUUUGACCAUUUAGCAGAAAGUUGUUCUUGUAAAGAAGUUCCAUUCAAAUAGUUUUGCCCACCUGUGAAAACCAGUUACUCUCCUGCUGAAAAUGUUAAUGAAACCCCUGGAUUAACUCAUCAAAAUGUGAGAAACGGGUGGACAGAGUUUUCAUAACAGCAUGCCUCUGACAUGCUGGUUCCAUUUUUAAAUUCUAAGUCAAUCGGGACUCAUUCAAAAAUUGUUAAAAAGAUGCCAAAAAUUCAUCAUUGGAAUUGUGUAUGGCUCACUUCACUGCAUUGUGAACAUUCUCCUUCCUAGUUCUAUAUUAAAAGAAAAUGAUAAUGGCUACUAGCAGGGGGAAAUAAAUUGCAUGUUGACAAUAAUAUCGGGUUAAGAAAUUUUGGAACUGAUGGUGACACAAGGUUACAAUAAAACCUAAUUGCCAGACAUCCUCCAACCUUCACAUAAUAUCAAUAAUUAUUAUUAGUGUGCAUAAUAGCAGAGAGAAUUUCAAAAUUUUGGAAAUUUUCUUUUAGGGCUGUAAAAAGAAAUGAUUACCAGCUUUUUGUUGUAUUUGCUUGAGCAACAAAAUGUUUGAGACUCCCCACCCCUCAGAGUAACCAGUAACCUUCCAUUCGGUGGGGGGUGUGGAUAUUUUUUGGAACUGCACAACUGGUAAAAAUUCUUUGUGCCCCGAAUGUAGAAUAUGACAAGUGAACAGGUUUCAAUGGCUGUAGUUUGGUCAUAUGUAUGCCUGGCAAUCAAUUAUAUUCUAUCAACAGAAUUCAAUUUUAUAAGUCAGAAAUUUCUUUUUUCUUCAAGUCUCAACAUGAUGUUUUUUAGAAUCAAUUUUUCUGUGUUAAUUAAAUGGAUAUUGCUUGAUUCAAGCUCUAUAAGAUUUAAGUCAAAGGUGAUAUGAUUUUAAAGUUGUGGAAAUCAAAAAAAUCAAUAGAAGCAUGUGGUAAAUGCUUAUUAUUAUUAUUAUUGUUAAUAUUAUUACUGCUAAUUUUUAGAACAGGAAGUUUUCUGUGUUAUGCAAUUCUGAGGUGUUCCAAACAUUUCAAGGCUUUUAAAUACUGUUAGAUUGGGGAUACUUUUAACCAUAUUGUAUGUUUUAGCUCUGAUUUUGUGUUAAAACACUUAGUAAUGUAAUCAUCUACCAUUGAUUAUGCAAGAGUCCCACUCUAUCUGUUGCAUUUUUGACAACAGAUGCCCCCUUCCCUUCCUUAAUUCAUCCUUGCUUUUGAUGCAAGACUUAUAUUUGACCUGUAGAAUUGUGUUAAGAUGAAGCAGUCCAUGAUUAGUUGUUGUUUGUUUCAAUUGUUUAUUUCAUUAUUGUUAUGUUCAAGUAUCAGCCAGUAGACACCAAAUAGAUCUAAUAUGUCCUAUGUUACAUGCUGAAAAAUUCACCACCAAGCCUUGUUUGCACAAAGUUUUCUCAAACUUGUGGCAUCUUCAAGUUGUUUUCAUGUGUGUGUGUGUUCUUUUCAUCUUUGCUGCUUUGAGAAUUUGUUCGUGACUAAAUUUGAAAUUUGCAUUUUCAAACAGAGGCUUGGUGGUGCUUUGGGCUAGUCUGAUGCCAUCAUGCAAAAGGGCUGUUCUGUGGAGCAUCAUUAAUACAAUUAUAUGGAAUAAUGUUGUUUGGGUCAAAUAUUGAGAAUCUGAGGAGGAAAUUGAACAGUCGGUAAAAGCCAACGUAACAUGUAGGUAGAGAUGGUCUCUUCAUGUUCUGAUGCUCCAGCUGUUCAGGUUAAAUAUUCUGUGAGACUUUUUCAAAUCAAUGUUACUAGUGCCUAGAAUAGAGAAUAUUUUUGUAGAUAGAUGGCAAUGUGUACAGUAUAAUGUUGAAAUCACCAGUGAUAGAUUGUUACCUUUAACACAAAAAUACAAAGCUGUAUUUUAAGAACGGUAUUUAAUUUAAUGAAGUAGAAAAUGUCAACAGCGAUUCAUUGUAAUAUAUGAUCUUGAGAAUUUUGCAUUUACCCAGAGAUUUAAUCUGUUACUGAAGUAGCUGUAUCAGGCUAAGCUGGUUUCCUUUAGAAACCAAAAUCAUUAAAUUAUGAUGAAAAUAGUCA